Molecule: messenger RNA, 1446 nt
Organism: Scatophagus argus
Lineage: Eukaryota; Metazoa; Chordata; Actinopteri; Scatophagidae
Gene: nelfe
Product: negative elongation factor complex member E
Exons: 11
Coding region: 153-1205 (350 amino acids)
Biological process (GO): negative regulation of transcription elongation by RNA polymerase II
Cellular component (GO): NELF complex
Molecular function (GO): RNA binding
Source: RefSeq, a predicted model, not a curated record
UCCCAGACGCAUAUCGUUUUGUAUGCGUUGCUGAAGCUUUCUGCUCGAAUUUUGCUACAAAAAAGCUAAGCAGCCGCUAAAUCGGUCGCUACUACGUCAUAUUUACGCGUCGGUGUUUUUGUUGUCCACCGUUUGAAUUUGCUAUUACCAUCAUGGUGGUAUUUCCAAGUUCACUAACGGAGGAAGAGGAGGCUCUGCAAAAGAAAUAUGCUAAACUUAAGAAAAAGAAAAAGGCGCUGCUUGCCUUGAAGAAGCAGAGUUCAACCAACCAGACAAACCAGAGUGGUUUGAAGCGGACUUUGUCGGACCAGCCUGUCGUUGACACCGCAACAGCGACAGAGCAAGCAAAGAUGCUGAUCAAGUCGGGUGCCAUCAGUGCCAUCAAAUCAGAGAACAAGAACUCUGGCUUUAAGCGCUCUCGAAUGCUGGAAAUCAAAUUGAAGGACCCUGAGAAAGGACCAGUUCCUGCUUUCUUACCAUUCCAAAGGAGUGUCUCCACAGAUGAAGAACAACCUGAGUCUGGGAAGAGAGCCCACAGGAAAUCUCUGUAUGAGAGCUUUGUCAGCUCAAGCGACCGAUACCGGGACGAGGAUGAUGGAGCCGGCAUGUCAUCCAGCCGUGAAAUGGACAGAGACAGAGAGCGAGAUCGCGACAGAGAGAUGGAUAGAGAGCGGGACAGAGAGAGAGACAGAGAGAGAGACCGGGACAGAGAUAGAGACAGAGGCAGGGACAGGGAACGGGACAGAGAGAGAGACAGAGAUCGAAGCAGAGAGAGGGAUCGAGACCGUGACAGGGAGCGCGACAGAGACAGGGAUGGGCCGUUCAGACGGUCAGAUUCAUAUCCAGAGCGGAGAGGGGUGCGAAAGGGGAAUACAGUGUAUGUUUAUGGCUCUGGGCUCGCCGAGGAAAGUCUGCGCUCUGCGUUCUGUCAACAUGGAAACAUCAUUGACCUCUCAAUGGACAACCCACGCAAUUGUGCGUUCAUCACAUUUGAAAAGAUGGAGUCUGCAGACCAGGCUGUAGCUGAGCUGAAUGGAAGCAUGGUGGGAGACGUUCACAUCAAAGUCAGCAUCGCCAGGAAGCAGCCCAUGCUGGACGCUGCCACCGGCAAAUCUGUGUGGGCUUCACUGGCUGUGCAGAACAGCACUAAAGGCUCCUACAGGGACAAGAGAAACCAAGUUGUGUACAGUGAAGAUUUCUUGUGAUUUUAAAAAAGAUUGCUCCAUUAUUUUGGCAUAUAGGAUCUCAUGUUUUUGUUUUGUUUUUUUGCUUUAAUGGUGACUUAGCAAGCUGCUUAAGUGUCCGUGUUGCCUAAACUGACUGUUGCCUUUUGGAUGAAAUAUCUGUGUUUCAUGCUGAUGGGAUGUGUUGCUACUUGUUGCAGCUUUGCUUAUGAAACUAGAGAUCGUCUUGUGAAGCUCAAUAAAUAGCAUGCAUACAUGGUUA